AUGUUUCUCGAGGCUCAAUACGCAUCGGAUGUGAGACACAAUGUGAACCUCCUGAACGCUGGCGAAGAGAUCAUGCUUCGAGUCCGUGGCAAAGCCAACCUCUGUUUGGAUGACGGAGGUGGCUGGACAGUUGCAACGUCCAAGUUCACCAACAAACCGUGCAACCCGAGCAGUCCCAACCAGAUCUUCAGGUACAACUCCGGUACCAAGGAGUUCGCCAGUGUGUACAAGACCGGAUUGUGUAUCGACGAUGGCGGUUCCUGGAACGCUGCAGGCCCCAAAGCUCAUUUGUGGUACUGCGACCCGAACAACCAGAACCAGUGGUUCGUCAUGGAUCCGCUUACUAUGAUGCUGAAGCACCCGGUGAAGAACAACUUGUGCUUUGAUGAUGGAGGCGGCAUCACUGCCGAUUCCACCAAGUACGUCAUGUGGCACUGCGACAACAACAAUCCGAACCAACACUUUGAAGUGGUUUCUCGUGCUGCUAUGGCCGAGGAGAAAAGGAAAAAGGUUGGGACCACUAUGUACGACCUCAUGGUCUCUGGAAAGGAGAUCAUGCUCCGUGUUCGCGGUAAGAACAUGUGCGUCGACGACGGAGGAGCUUGGUUUGCCGCUACGACCAAGUUUGUCGACAUGCCGUGCAAUCCGAACAGUCCGAACCAAGCGUUCAGGUACAAUAUCAAGACUGGUGAGCUCGAAAGUGUCUCCAAGCCCGGAUUGUGUAUCGACGAUGGAGGAUCGUGGAACGCUGCCGGUACUAAAGCUCAUUUAUGGUACUGCGAUAUCAACAACCAGAACCAAUGGUUCGACAUGGACGAAUCCACGUUGAUGCUUAAGAACCCGCUUAAGGACAAUCUAUGUCUUGACGACGGAGGAGGCCAGACGGCGGGUGCUACGAGGUAUGUUAUGUGGUACUGCGAUAACAACAAUCCGAACCAGCACUUCGAGGUCGUGUUACGAGAAGCUUUAAUCGAGGAGAAGAAGAAGACUGGACCUACUCCAUACGACGUUCUCUUAUCUGGAGAGGAGCUCAUGUUCCGAGUCAAGGGCAAGAAGAAUCUAUGUAUUGAUGAUGGCGGUGGCUGGGGUGCUGCGGUAACCAAGUUUGUGGACAUGCCGUGCAAUCCGGACAGUCCGAACCAAGUGUUCAAGUACGACGUCCGGACUCUUGAGUUCCAGAAUGUUAACAAACCAGGUCUGUGUAUCGACGACGGAGGUUCCUGGGAUGCUGGUGGCACGACAGCGCAUUUGUGGUACUGCGACGCGAACAACCAGAACCAGUGGCUCGUACUGGAUGAGUCUACGCUUAUGCUGCGUAACCCCAUGAAAGAUUAUCUCUGCUUUGACGACGGGGGCGGCAGAGGUCCUGCUGCCACGAAAUUCAUCAUGGGGCAUUGUGAUGUCAACAGUCCUAAUCAGCAUUUUGAAAUCUUACCCCGUUCAGUUAUGAUCGAGGAGAAGAGGAAGAAAGUCGAGAUGACCGCAUACGACAUCCUUGCGUCUGGACAAGACGUGAUGCUUCGAAUCCGUGGGAAGAACAACUUGUGUGUUGACGACGGUGGAGGCUGGGGUGCUGCACACACCAAGUUCGUUGACCAGCCGUGUGACCCUGAUAGUGCGAAUCAAGUGUUCAGGUACGACAUGAAGACCCGCGAAUUCGAAAAUGUCAACAAGCCAGGCUUUUGUAUUGACGACGGAGGUUCAUGGGACGCCGCAGGAAGCACGGCGCAUUUAUGGUACUGCGAUCCAAACAACCAGAACCAGUGGUUUAUACUGGAUGAUGAGACUUUGAUGCUACACAACCCCAUGAAGUCCAACUUGUGCUUCGACGAUGGCGGCGGUACGACGGCAGGAGCUACCAGAUUCAUCAUGUCGUGGUGCAAUAACGACAGUCCGAACCAGCACUUUGAGGUCGUUCCUCGAGCUACGAUGGCUGAAGAGAUCAGGAAGAAGAGGAUUGCAGCUGGCAUGGAUGAUGAGCUAGACCUCCUUAACUCGGGACAGAAGGUCAUGCUCCGUGUCCGCGGUAAGGACAACUUAUGCGUAGAUGAUGGUGGCGGUCGCUGGAACGGCGCGACAAAGUUCAAUGAUCAACCAUGUGACCCCAGCAGUCUACACCAGGUCUUCACUUACGACGCCAAGACACGCCAAUUCAGAAGUGUGAGCAAACCUGGUUUCUGUAUUGACGACGGUGGAGCUUGGAAUGCUGCCGGCUCGGAAGCUCAUCUAUGGGAUUGUGACCAAAACAACCAGAAUCAAUGGUUCAUAUACGACGAAGACACUAUGAUGCUGCGUAAUCCGGUAAAGGGCAACCUGUGCUUUGAUGAUGGAGGAGCCACAAAACCCGGGGAGACCAAGUACAUUCUGUAUUUCUGUGAUGAUAACAAUCCUAAUCAGCACUUCGAGAUCCUGUCACAUGCCAAAAUGGCCGAACAGAGGAAGCAAAGGUUGGUCGCCGCUGGACUCGACGACGAAAUGGAUCUUCUCGAGUCUGCCCAGCCGAUCAUGCUGCGUGUUCGGGAUAAGGACAACAACCUGUGUGUUGACGACGGAGGUGGCCGAUGGAACGGCGCCACGAAGUUCGUCAACCAGAAAUGCAAUCCGAAGAGUCCCAACCAGGUGUUCACCUACGAUAGCUUCACUCGUCAGUUCCGCAGUGCCAACAAACCGGGUUUGUGCAUGGACGACGGUGGCGGUUGGAACCCUGCGGAAACCCAAGCGCACUUGUGGGAUUGUGAUCCGAAUAACCAGAAUCAGUGGUUUGUGUGGGAUGAUAACUCCAUGACGCUGCGCAAUCCUGCCAAGAGAAACUUGUGCUUCGAUGACGGUGGCGGUAUGACUGCUGGCGCAUCGAGAUACAUUUUGUGGACAUGCGAUAAUAACAGUCCCAACCAGCAUUUGGAGGUUGUAUCACUUGACCGAAUGAUGGCGGAGAGGAAGAAAGAGCAGAUCGCUGCUGGAACGUCGGCAGUCGACAUCCUCGCCACGGGACAGGAGAUCAUGCUGCGAGUUCGUGGGAAGGCCAAUCUAUGUGUGGACGACGGUGGCGGUCACUCGAACGGCGAGACCAAAUUCGUUGACCAGGCUUGCAACCCGAAUAGUCCGAAUCAGAUCUUCACCUACAACGCUAUGACGCACCAGUUUAAGAGCGUCUACAAGCCUGGUAUGUGUAUGGAUGACGGCGGUGCCUGGCAUGCAGCCGGAUCUCAAGCUCAGCUUUGGGAAUGUGAUCCGAAUAACCAAAAUCAAUGGUUUAUCAUGGAUGAAGACACGCUGAUGCUUCACAACCCGGUGAAGGAGAACUUGUGCUUCGACGACGGCGGUGGUAUGGCACCGGGCCAGACUCGAUUCGUCAUGUGGUUCUGUAGUGAUGACAAUCCGAACCAACACUUUGAGGUUAUACCUCGUGCUGCAAUGAUCGCGGAGAAGAGGAAGAAGCUGAUCGAUGCCGGACUUGAUGACGACGUCGAUCUGCUCUACUCUGGCAAGAACCUUAUGCUUCGUAUUCGUGGCAAGGACAAUCUUUGUGUUGACGAUGGUGGAGGCCACUCCAGUCGAGAGACCAAGUUUAUCAACCAACCAUGCGAUCCGAGAAGUCCGAACCAGAUCUUCACGUACGAUUCCUCAACGCACCAAUUUAAGAGCGUUAACAAACCCGGUUUGUGUAUGGACGACGGCGGUGGUUGGAUGGCAGCUCAAACCACAGCUCAGCUGUGGGAUUGCGACCGGAAUAACCAAAACCAGUGGUUCAUUCUGGAUGACGACAACAUGAUGCUCCGAAACCCUGUCAAGGACAACUUAUGCUUUGACGACGGAGGCGGUAGAACGCCAGCGGAGACCAAAUUCUGGCUGUGGACGUGCGACGUUAACAACCCGAACCAACACUUUGAAGUUAUCUCUCCUGCCUCGAUUCAAAUUCCAGGCGUUACGAACCCUGACCGGAUUGGUACCAAGUAUCUGGAUCUACUCAAAUCUGGUCAACAAGUGUUGAUUCGUUCGCACGGGAAGGACAACUUGUGUCUGGACGAUGGCGGAGGCUGGUCAAGCGGCGAGACCAAGUUCGUUUACCGACCGUGCGAUCCACAUAGCAUGAACCAACUCUUCUCCUAUGACAUCUACACUCGCGAGUUCCGAAGCGUCAGUAAGCCCGGAAUGUGUCUUGAUGAUGGUGGUGGUUGGUCUGCCGCCGAGACUUCGGCUCACCUCUGGAAGUGUGACGCAGGUAACGAGAACCAAUGGUUCACGUUCGACCCUGAUGCUCUGAUGCUGCAUCGUCCAGCAAAGCCCGACUUGUGCUUCGACGACGGAGCCGGUCAGGCGAACUUCUUCCUCUGGUACUGCAACAUUGACAAUCCGAACCAGCAAUUUGAGAUCGUGUCUCGUGGAGCGAUGCUAGAGGACGCCAACGUGUCACCUCCCGAUGUCCCCGUGGUUCCGAAGGCAGACAUGCCGCUUGCUACGUACGGAGACGGCGACUGGAACCUGCUAGCACCGUCUAACAACACGAUCGAUCUUGUCAACUUGGACAACUCGUCUGCCAUCUCUGCGUCGGAGAUCUUCAUGUACUUGCAGACCCUAAAGGACCGUGCUGACAUGCAGCACCAAGUCACGAUGUAUCGCUACAAACGCACAUACCAAUGCGCGAGUGCAGGUCUGCAGACCCUGGCGAAGGACGCAGUGACGGAAGACGAGUAUCAUGUCUUGGUGCAGUGGAUGUACGACCAUUGCGCUGCGGGAGCGACCGACGUGAUCGCUGAUGCGAACCCGUCACCUCCACUCACCGACGACGUCCUCAAGUCUGACGACGUGGCUCCUCUGGUCGAUGACACGGACGUGAAGCGUCAAUUCAUGACGAAGCUCGACUUCUACUAUGAGAUCAAGAAUCACUACACUCAGCAGAGCGCCGAGCUCAUGGGUCAAGCAGCAGUGGCGAAUCUGAGAGCCCAGGAGACGGAAACACUGGAGAAGAAGCUGGUGGACUGCAUCGAAGAGGCUGCCGAGCGCUACGGAUACAACAAGGACGGCAAAGCGGACGAUUCAGCGGAUUACUUGAAGAAAGCCAUUGCUUGGGUCGAUGCCACAUGCAUGGCGUCGUAA
Messenger RNA from Phytophthora infestans T30-4, 5097 nucleotides. RefSeq lists its product as uncharacterized. The transcript has 2 exons. Lineage: Eukaryota; Oomycota; Peronosporomycetes; Peronosporales; Peronosporaceae. The record is from RefSeq and is a predicted model, not a curated record. Bases 1 to 5097 code for a protein of 1698 amino acids.